Messenger RNA from Necator americanus (New World hookworm), 3510 nucleotides. RefSeq lists its product as uncharacterized. The coding region runs from base 1 to 3510 and encodes 1169 amino acids. Lineage: Eukaryota; Metazoa; Nematoda; Chromadorea; Rhabditida; Ancylostomatidae. The record is from RefSeq and is a predicted model, not a curated record. The transcript has 7 exons.
AUGGCGAAAGCUUCCCAUACAUUGCAAAAAGGUGCUGUCGUCCAGCACACCGCCAAAGCCCAUUACCUGAAAGGUCAACUGCUUGAAGAGAGCAUGGAAUUUGGAACAUGGAACAACUGCCUAAAGGGAAUCUUUGGCAACAACCAUUCACUUCUGCGAUAUCUCUGUGUGCCUUUUGCUGCACUGCAGGAAACACGCAGAGGGAUCGGCCCGUCAUCAGCAUCGAAAAUUACACCAUAUACUGCGGCGAUGCUGAUGAGAACAAAAUGCGCCUUUCUACGACUGCAGGAUCGCAGAGGACGUAAACUCUGGAUUGUAAGUGCUCACGCACCUACAGAAACCGCUGAGGACAACAGUAAGGACGCCUUCUAUGAUGAACUCAAUGCGUUGAUGUCUAAAAUACCAAGCCAGCAGGUGGUCAUUGUCGGAAUUAACGCAAAUGCGAAGAUGGGACUCGAACAGCAAUCCGAUGUGCUAGGAAAAUGGUACUAUGCAGCGGAGCGCAUGUCGGACAACAAGGAAUCAUCGACGCCAUCAGCUCACAUGGCAGGGUCAACCCUUUUAACGCCUGAAGAGCAGCGCAAGCGGGAGAUGAGGACUCUUAAACUUCAGUUCGGCUACGUUCUGGCGAGGAACAUUCCUCAGUCAGAUAUCCGAAAAUCUAGAGCUGUUUGGGACGUCGCGUUCGACUCUGACCACCGUCCAGUUCUUCUCAGCUUCAAGAUACGGUUCCACAAGAGAAACCGAGGAGUUCCUCUUCAACCGAAAAUCGACAUGGCAGGUCUGAAAGACGAUGAAUGCAGAAGAAAAUUCCGCCAACGUGUGUCUAUUCAUGUUGGAGUACGGACCAGGAAGAAGCUUAGCGAUGCGGAUUCCUUCACAAAGUGCAUCCAGGACGCUGCAAGGGAAACGCUCCCGGUUCUGUUGCCGCGGAAGAAGUUUGCCUUUGCAUCUGCGGAAACAAAAUCCACAUACAAUUCUGUAUGUGUCGCGCACAGCGCUGGUGACUUCAACCAGGAAAAGCGUCUUAGAAGGAAGCUGCGUCGUCAACUGCAACAAGACCGCGAUAACGAGUGGACGUCAAGAGCGAUGGAGUUUGAGAAGGCGUGGGAGGACAGGAACCUGCGGAAAGCCUACGCUCUACUAAAACAGUAUAGCGGCAAAAUGAAAAGAUGUUCCCAUGUCCUCAGCACUGCUAAUAAGGUAGCUGUCGGUAAAGCAACUUUUCCAAUUUGGAAGGAACACUUCAAGACCUUGCUGAACUGGCUAGCACCGUCAGCUCCUGAACUCGAACACGUUCAUAGACCGACAUAUGCGGUUAACGAGGAGCCACCGACCGAGUUGGAGGUCCUGGUCUGUAUUCAGAAAAUGAAGGAUGGAAAAUCUGGUGGAGACGACGGGAUUAGCGCAAAAAUGCUAAAAUAUCUUCCUCCGUCUGGGAUUCGUGAGAUGACAAAGAUCAUCCGUUCAAUAUGGAUAAACGAAAGGUUACCUGAUUCGUGGAGACACGCUAUCAUAAUUCCCCUCCACAAAAAGUUAUCCGUCAUGGACCCAAGGAAUUAUCGAGGAAUCUCUUUGCUGCGUGUUAUGUACAAGGUACUGCAGCGCAUUAUCCUGGACCGACUCAUUAAACAUCGCGAAGAAACAACGCGCGACGAGCAAGCUGGCUUUCGUCCUGGCCGAUCUACGACUGACCAGGUGUUCAUCGUCAGGAGAGUGAUCGAAAUCUGGCAGCAGUAUUCGAAGCCAAUGCAACUAGCGUUUCUGGACUUUGAAGCCGCGUUCGACUCUCCUCACCGAGGCCGUCUUCUCAACGCACUUCGCGCCGAUGGAGUACCAGGAAAGUUCGUUCGCUUGCUUGAUGACAUGAAUCAACGAACAAUUGCUGCAGUUCGAACACCAGCCGGAUGUACAGCACCGUCUGAAGUGGUAACUGGAGUAAGACAAGGGGCGGUGGCAGGACCCUUCAUGUUCAAUUUCGCCAUCGACGACAAUAUGCGAAGAACAGUCGACCAGUGUCCUGCCGACAUUGUCUUAGCACCAUCAGGGUGCCCCUUGACUGACCUCGAGUACGCCGACGAUGUUGUUAUAUUCGCGGAAAUCAGUACUAAACUUCAACAUGUUGACAACCUUGUAUCGAAGCUGGCUGCAGCCUACGGACUACGCCUACGCCCUGAUAAAUGCAAGCAGAUGUGGAUCUCUUCAAGACCUCGAACGGGAAUCAGGGUGGACGGACAACCGAUAAAACUCGUCGAUGAGUUCUGUUACCUGGGCUGUAUGCUGAAGAACAACGGCAGCUACGAGAGAGAUGUUCAGCAAAGAUGCGCUAAGGCCGCUUUUGCAUUUAACUCCUUAACGAAAUGUCUGUGGUCGACCCCCAUCACCAACGAAGUCAAGCUGCGAGUCUACCUAUCCGCAAUUCGUCCCAUCAUGAUGUACGGAUCGGAGACUUGGGCAGCACCAUCAACGGUUAUGGAGAGGCUUGACUGCACGGAACGAAAGCUGCUUAGACGGCUACUUGGCUACUUUUGGCUUAGGGUAUGCCACAAUGAAGAUCUUUACGCAGAAAUUGAUGUGGUUUACCGGCGGAUGACACGUGGAAGAUAUCAACAUCUUGCACCGCCUUCGAAAGCGGCUAAAGUAAAUCGUCUUCGCUUCUUUGGUCAUAUAUUAAGGAGACCGGCAGAUCGCCUUGUCCAACGAGUUCUGAAAAUUUCGUCGGGUUCGAGCUGGAAGAAGCCACCUGGCCGAGAACGGAAGUUCUGGACUGAGGUAGUAAAAGAGGACCUGAGGACACUCGGCGUGGAUAGGCAGUUCAGGCGAGACGUAAGGUUUCGCAGAACAUGGAAUAAUGACGAAUGGAUUGAUUCUGUGCAAGCUCUCGCAGAAGAUCGAGAAGGUUGGGCAGAGCUGUGUUUAAGGACGGCACACCUCGGCGAAGAUGCGGGUCUGAAAAACGAUGAAUACAGAAAGAAGUUCCGCCAAGGAGUGUCGAUCAAUACUGGGUUACGUAUUACGAAAAGAGUGGACGACGCUGACUCUUUCACUAAAUGCUUUCAAGACGCUGCAAAGAAGAUGCUGCCGGUUUUAGCACCGUUAAAAAAGUUCGCAUUUGCAUCUGCGGAAGUAAUAUCCACGUACAAUUUUGUAUUUGUUGCCUUCACUACUGGUGACAUCAGCUACCUUGCGCUACUGGAGCAAGCUAUAAGUGACAUCAAUCACUUUAGUCAGGAGAGCCGUCUGGUCUGCGAAAGACAAACAUUCACCGCGGUCACCGAAGAACUAUCGACGGAGUCGGAAGUUCCGCUCUGUAACCAAAAAAUUAAGAACGGAAAAUCUGGCGGAGGCGAUGGAAUUAGCGCAGAAAUGCUGAAAUCUCCUCCUCCUUCUGAAAUUCGUGAGGUAAUGUGCAAGGUUUUGGAGCGAAUCAUCCUGGAUCGACUAAUCCGACAUCGCGAGGAAACCACCCGUGACGAGCAAGCCGGCUUUCGCUGGUCGAUCGACGAUUGA